Messenger RNA from Nilaparvata lugens (brown planthopper), 872 nucleotides. Its product is annotated as ejaculatory bulb-specific protein 3. The coding region runs from base 106 to 816 and encodes 236 amino acids. The record is from RefSeq and is a predicted model, not a curated record. The transcript has 4 exons. Lineage: Eukaryota; Metazoa; Arthropoda; Insecta; Hemiptera; Delphacidae.
GCCCGCGGAUAUAAAUGCUUCACAUGUCUCUGGGUAGAUCAGUUGCAAUCUUGUGAGAAUUCUUCACUCAUCUAAUCGUUAUCAGUUGGAAAACUUAGUUGAAAAAUGUCGUCGACUAUGUUGGUUUUUGUGGCGGUUUUGUGCGUUUCGGCAGUGCUGGCUAAGCCUGCCGAUAAGUACACGACCAAGUACGACAACAUCGACCUGGAUGAAGUGCUCAGCAACCAGCGUCUGUUCGACAGCUACUUCAAGUGCCUGAUGGGUGGCAAGUGCACUCCCGACGGACAGGAGCUCAGAGAUGCCCUUCCCGACGCCCUCGCUACCGCGUGUGAGAAAUGCAGCGAGAAGCAGAAAGAAGGCACUGAGAAGGUGAUGAAGUUCCUCAUCGAGAAGAAGCCGACCGAGUUCGCUGAGCUGGAGAAGAAGUACGAUCCUCAGGGCACCUACAGACAGAAGUACAAGGCUGAAGCUGACAAGAGAGGCUACAGCGAGUCUCAGUACACCACCAAGUACGACAACAUCAACCUGGAUGAGAUUCUCACGAACGAGCGUCUUUUCGACAGCUACUUCAAGUGCCUGAUGGGUGGCAAGUGCACCCCUGAUGGACUCACUUUGAGAGAGAUUCUUCCUGACGCCCUGGAGACAGCCUGCUCCAAGUGCAGCGACAGACAAAAGGCCGGAACUCAGAGGGUGUUCAAGUUCCUGCUGGAAAAGAAGCCAGAUGCAUUCGAGGAGCUAGCAAAGAAGUAUGAUCCCAGGGGCAUGUACAAGGCUAAAUAUGAAGCUGAUGCCAAGAAAAUGGGCAUCAAUGUCUAGAAACUCAUUCUCAGAUAAAAACUAUCAAACACCGUACUUCUCAAUUUCAACUUUCU